AUGCACUACAGAGUUGUGAAACCUGGUCAACUGAUUAUACUGGAUGUCUACUGCAACCAAUUGCAUGACAUGAUGAGGAUGCUAGUGGUUAAGCAGCAGAGAUUGGUCAAAAGAGACAGCUCAAAUCCUCUUCUAAGACAAUGUUUAGAAGAACUAAACAAAGUCUGUAAAAAUGUUGAAGGAUUUUCACCAAAGCCAAUGACUCUUUUGGCCUCAUUAUUCAAAGUACAGGAUGAUGUAACAAAAUUGGAUUUGAGGUUGAAGAUUUCAAAAGAAGAGAAAAACCUUGGCUUAUUUAUAGUUAAAAAUAGGAAAGAUUUAGUUAAAGCAACAGACAGUUCUGAACCAUUGAAACCCUAUCAAGACUUCAUUAUAGAUUCUAGGGAACCUGAUGCAACUACUCGUGUGUGUGAACUACUGAAGUACCAAGGAGAGCACUGUCUCCUGAAGGAUAUGCAGCAGUGGUCCAUUCCUCCAUUUCCUGUCAGUGGCCAUGACAUCAGAAAAGUGGGCAUUUCUUCAGGAAAAGAAAUUGGAGCUCUGUUACAACAGUUGCGAGAACAGUGGAAAAAAAGCGGUUAUCAAAUGGAAAAAGAUGAACUUCUGAGUUACGUAAAGAAGACCUAAGAUUGAUGGCUAAUAAAAUCCAGAAAAUUUGGGGUAAUAUAUGUUUUUUUUAACCUUCCUUCUUAGUGAGAUUUAGAAAACUAAAGAGUAAGGGUAAGAGUUGUUUGGGGCCACACAUUACAUACACAAACGCUAAAGAGAGCCAUUGAGCAAAAAAAGUCUGUGUAUACUUUUGCUUAUCUGUGGUGGUGGAUACUGCAAAAACAGUCCUCAAAAAAUAUGCAGGGGGCCCAUGGGCUGCAGGUUGGA
This is a messenger RNA of Otolemur garnettii (small-eared galago), 876 nucleotides long. Its product is annotated as CCA tRNA nucleotidyltransferase 1, mitochondrial-like. The transcript has 3 exons. Bases 1 to 627 code for a protein of 208 amino acids. The record is from RefSeq and is a predicted model, not a curated record. Lineage: Eukaryota; Metazoa; Chordata; Mammalia; Primates; Galagidae.